Cornus florida is the source of this 723-nucleotide messenger RNA. RefSeq lists its product as uncharacterized. The transcript has 2 exons. Bases 1 to 723 code for a protein of 240 amino acids. Lineage: Eukaryota; Viridiplantae; Streptophyta; Magnoliopsida; Cornales; Cornaceae. The record is from RefSeq and is a predicted model, not a curated record.
AUGUGGUUGCGUAUUCAUGACUUGCCGAUGCAUUACCAAAAUGAGGCAUCAAUAUCCAAAGUCUGUUCAUCUUUUGCAAAGCCAAUCUAUAUGGACGACCCAGAGACCCAUAGGGAUAAGGGUCAUUUCGUAAGAGUUAUGGUGGAAGUAGAUGUACAGGAGGUUUUACCAGACUAUAUGAUUGUUGAUAUUCACGAUAUUGACUGUUAUAUUGAAUUGGAGUAUGAAUGGAAGCCGAUAGUGUUUGUUGAUAUGCCACAAAGAAAUCCACAAGUUGUUUCUGGAGUUUCUACUUCUAAUGCCUUUGAGUUGUUAAGUUCUAAUAAUGGUACAAAUGAGGAGAACACAGUGGAAGAGGAAGUUGUUGCUUUGAAUGAGAAGAACACAGUUGAGGAGGAAGUUGUUGCUCUGAAAGAUACUACUAAUGAUAGUAUUGUCAUAUCAUCAGAAAUUAAUGUUGCAAAGGAUACAGGUUUAUUAGAAUUUACUGAGGCAGAAAGCUCAUCUCAGGAGGAGGUUUACAUUGAAAAAUAUUUGGGAGAGACCAGCAAUGUUCCUAUAAUUGAAGAUAUAGGUGAUAUGGUUGUUAAUAUUGCAGAAUUGGCUGUGACAAUGGCAAACACUUCAACAGAAGAUUGUCAAGUUAUGACAGAUUUAUGUACCCCAGUUUCACAAGUUAUUAAGACUGUGGACUCAGUUGAGAUAUUCAAGAAUAUAUCUUAG